Messenger RNA from Paramecium pentaurelia, 1275 nucleotides. NCBI's taxonomy places the organism in Eukaryota, Ciliophora, Oligohymenophorea, Peniculida, Parameciidae. The record is from the annotation of a GenBank genome assembly.
AUGUUAUUACCUGUGAUUCAUUCAUUUACUUGUGAACGUAUCCAUUAUUUUAUGAAUUCCUAUUAUACAGUGAAUAUCCAUUCAGAUUAAAUUAGAAUUAAUAAGGUAUAUCUUAUACUUACAAUGAAAGUUUAAAUCACAAAAUUCAAAGUAUAUUUGUUUACUCAAUUUUGAUAAUAAAGUAUAUUGGUAUACAGAGUAACAAAAAAUUCGUGCAUUUGGGAUUAUAGUUAAAAAGAAAGUAAAGUUCUUUAAAGGAAAUCAUAAGGAUUUAGAAGAAAUGAGAAAAAUAAUAGCAUGCAAAGUUUUAUUUGAUGGAAUAGUGAGUAUGUAUAAAUGUAAUCGCUAAAUUGGAGAAGGAGCAGAUAGUAAAGUAUUUAAAGUGGAAGACAUUAUUUAAAAGUCUUUUUGGGCAUUAAAAUGUUUAGAAAGAAAAGAUGAUUUUUAUUAAGAGAUCAGAAUGCAUCAGAACUUAGAACAUAAUCAUAUCAUUCAAUUCAAAGAAUACUUUUAAGGUGAACAAUAUUAUUAUAUUAUAAUGGAAUUAAUGGGAGGUUAAACAUUAUCAAAAUUAUUAGAGAGAAAUCUUAUUACAACACAUUAAUAAUGCAAAACUAUUAUUUAGGUAUUAUUUAAUUUAAAUGUAAGGCUCUUUUAUAAGCUUUGGUCUAUUUAAAGAAUGAAGGUAUUAUUCAUAGGGAUAUCAAACCUGCUAACAUUAUGUUUGCAUAAUCUGGAAAAUUAGAUACUUUAAAAUUAGUAGAUUUCAAUUUUGCUAUAAAAUAAUAUGAUACAAAUGUUUAAUCUAUAUUAGCUGGUAUGUAUACAGCUCCUGAAGCAUAAUAAGACAAUCCAAUCUAUAGUGAUAAAAUGGAUGUUUAUAGUUGUGGUGCAAUAUUGUAUAAAUUAUAUUCAGGAGAAGAUAUUCAUCCAUUUAGAUAUAUGCAAGAAUCUAAUGUGUUUUAUAAUGUAAUAAGAAAUGGUUCUAUAGAUUAUACAGUCUUGGAGAAAGCUAAUGUUCCUUAUAAAGCUAUUCAUUUAAUUAAAGCAAUGCUAGAAGUAGAUCAUAAUAAAAGAGUGAGUGCUCAAGAAGCAUUAUAAUUUGAAUACUUUUAAAAUGAAUCUCUAAGUCCAACUGAAAAGAGAUCACGCUUUUAAUAAAGAUAUCAAAAUGAUAGUCUCAAAAUUGGAGUAACUGCUGACUUUGAAAUUCUUAUGGAUUAAGAUGCUAAAUGUGCAAACAUAAGAAAAAUGGAGAUCCAUCAUCAUCAUUGA